CAGUGAUAGUGAUUUUGGUGAUGUGUUCCCGUCUGCGUCUACUACUAUAUUACACCAACAGUUAUUACCAUAGAAAAGUAAUAAAUUCAGUCAUUCCAGUGAAUCGUGAAACGAACCACGACAUUGGUGAUCGUUCGAAACAAAUUUUAUACUUUGAUGCCAUUCUAAACCGGCAGUAACUGCAGCUUAGUACUUACGUAUCGCAUUAGGCAUCCGUGGCCGUCCGUCGCGCGUAUACUCAUAUACAUGUCAUUGGCAGUACUCUGCCGUCGCGUUCAACCGUCACCUCCGGACACUGGCCAGGACGAUCUAGAGCUGUUAUGAUAGUGUUGUUCGUGCGCAGGUAGACCAGGAAAGUUUUUGCUCCCUUACUCCCUUCGACAACUCGUUUCGCCAUCAUGUUUCGCAGCAAGUUCCGUCUGCAUACUUGCAAGAUAAUCAUUGCCACGUCGCUGUUGUGGAUCUUCAUUGACAUCAUGGUACUCAUGUACUACACUGAUUGCAUAGGUCCCAACUGCAAGGUGAAGAGCACCUCUGUUGUCAAUUCCGAUGACGGUGUCAAUGAGCUGUUCGCAGCCUCCGCAGCACCACGCAUGGGAUGGGGACCUGUGCAGGACAACAUGCUUGACCGUUUCAGGCACGGUGGUGACCGCAGCGACGAUUCCACUUAUCCUAGUCACAUGUUGAUGCGCUGGAAGCCGAUGCCUCCUGUACGUGAAAAGCGUGGUAAACAUGGCGAAGGAGGACGCGGUGUCACUAUGAAACCUGAACAAGAAGCUAUCAUGAAACAAAAAUUCAAAGAGAACCAGUUUAACAUAAUAGCUAGCGAUAUGAUCUCACUGAAUCGAUCUUUACAAGACAUAAGACAAGGAGAAUGUAAAAGCAAACAAUAUCCUACUUUGAUGCCCACCACUUCAAUAGUAAUCGUGUUUCACAAUGAAGCGUGGUCCACUCUUUUGAGGACUGUGUGGAGUGUCAUUAACCGAUCACCACGAUCCCUCUUGAAAGAAAUUUUGUUGGUAGAUGAUGCAAGUGAAAGAGAUUUUUUGGGAAAAAAAUUGGAAGACUAUGUUGCCACUCUUCCUGUAGAAACUAAAGUGCUAAGGACAGAAAAACGUUCUGGUCUUAUAAGAGCUCGAUUACUUGGAGCUAAACAUGUUACAGGCCAAGUGAUAACAUUUUUGGAUGCACAUUGUGAAUGUGCUGAUGGUUGGCUUGAACCACUUUUAGCUAGAAUUGUACUAAAUCGGAAAACUGUAGUGUGUCCAGUAAUUGAUGUAAUAUCAGAUGACACAUUCGAAUAUGUUACUGCAUCUGAUAUGACAUGGGGUGGAUUCAAUUGGAAGCUGAAUUUUAGGUGGUACAGAGUUCCUCAAAGAGAAAUGACUCGCCGAAACCAAGAUCGCACAGCACCAUUAAGAACUCCCACGAUGGCUGGUGGACUAUUUUCUAUAGACAAAGAUUAUUUUUAUGAAUUAGGCUCAUACGAUGAAGGAAUGGAUAUAUGGGGUGGUGAGAAUCUUGAAAUGUCAUUCAGAAUUUGGAUGUGUGGCGGCACACUGGAAAUAUCGCCAUGCUCACAUGUUGGUCAUGUUUUUCGCAAAUCCACACCUUACACUUUUCCCGGUGGCACAUCACAUAUAGUCAACCACAACAAUGCCCGCCUCGCCGAGGUCUGGAUGGAUGAGUGGAAACAUUUUUACUACGCCAUAAACCCAGGUGCGUCUAACGUUGAAGUUGGAGAUGUUUCUGAACGUUUGGCUUUAAGAGAAAAGUUAAAAUGCAAGUCUUUCCGUUGGUACUUGGAAAACAUUUAUCCUGAAUCUCAAAUGCCACUUGAUUACUAUUAUCUAGGAGAAAUUAAAAAUGUUGACUCCCAACAGUGCCUAGAUACAAUGUCACGGAAAAGCGGUGAAAAAGUUGGCAUGAGUUAUUGUCAUGGUCUUGGUGGCAAUCAAGUUUUUGCAUAUACUAAACGGUCACAAAUUAUGUCUGAUGAUAAUUGUUUAGAUGCUUCCAACAUUGUUGGACCAGUUAGUCUAAUCAGAUGCCACGGUCUUGAGGGCAAUCAGGCAUGGGUUUAUGAUUCAAAGGAAAUGACAAUAAAACAUAAAACUACAGAUCAAUGUCUAGAGCAUUCAAUGUCUGCUGAUCAGUAUGCUGCCAUAUUAAAUGAAUGUGAUGGUUCACGUAGCCAACAAUGGACAAUGAAGAGUAACUUUCACUGGCAAGCUAGCUCAAGAUAACGUAAUCUAAUUUUUUACUCUUUACUUUAAUCAAGUGUUAUUUGUUUAUAUAUGCAUAUAUACAUUUUGGGGAUCAAAAUAUUUACUUAUAAGUUCUUAUGAACAAAAAAAUCUACUUAAAUAAUAAAAUAAAAAAAAUCUUUUAUAUUACCGAACAAAUUAGAAAUAACUUCCAUGACAGUUCAAAAAUACUUAUGAUAGAUUCUUAAGAAUUUCUACUUGGUGACUAUUUAUCCUUGCCCAAAAUAUUACACUCUUUACAAUACCGCACUAAUAUUUUUAACACAAUAAAAGGAUUCAGUGAAAACACUUGUGAUAUUUAUAUAUUAUGAUAUAAGUUAUAAUUAUUAUUAUAUUAUAUUUUGUAUAAUAAAAAAAUUAUAAAAUAAUUUUUCCCUCUUAUUAAAAAAAUUACCUUGUGGUUUAGAAUUGAAAUACAUAAUAUGUUAUGUAUCUGAUAUUUACAUCCGCUUUUCUUUUUUAUACAAACAAAUUCAAGUGUUCCAUUCGUUUUUGUACUAUAACUAGGUAGUUUUUUCUUCUUUUUAUUCAAUAUAGUCAUUAAUGCUCAAAAUUAUAUCCCAUAUGGAGUUGUGAAUAUAAUAUAUUAAGUUUGGUACACUAAAAUGCUGUUAAUAUUGUACGGUAUAUUAUGUUCAUUAUCAUGUGGUAACAUAGACACUAACAAUACAAAAAUAAGUUGUUGUUAGUUUAUACUAUAUAUAGUGAAUACUUGCGAUUUCCACUUGUUUUAUCCAUACUUUUAAUUCAAAUGAAUUAAAUUGUUCAUGAUUCACCUUUCAAAAGGGUGUGUAUAUACUAUAUAUAUAAUAUAUAUACCUGCAUAUAGGAUAUGUGAGCUUCAUUGUAAAUUUAAAACUGAUGACUGAUCUAGUUAUUUUAUUAUGUGUCUAAUGAAAUAAGGAACAACUUUUUUAUUAUGAAAUAUCAAUUUCUCAUUUGUUUUUUAGGUAAUAAUAUAUAUUUCUUUUUAAGCAAUAAUGAAAUUCCAUUUUUAGUUCUUAAAAAUAUGUAUGGGGGUUAGAAGAUCGGUAAAUAAUAGUUUGAAUUUAUGCUAAACAUUUUAAUUUUAAUUUUAACAAAAAUCCUGUCUAAGUAAAUGUCUUAUCUCUCCUUUUUUUUGGUAUAAAUAUAUAUCUUUAAUCUUAAUUUACCUAAUAAGCAUUUAUUUUUGUACUAAUUCAAUAUUUGUGUCAUGGAAUUACCAUAUCAAAUGAUGAAUUUUGAAUGUUUGUAU
This is a messenger RNA of Myzus persicae (green peach aphid), 3504 nucleotides long. It is a transcript of the gene Pgant5, whose product is annotated as polypeptide N-acetylgalactosaminyltransferase 5. The record is from RefSeq and is a predicted model, not a curated record. The transcript is spliced from 9 exons. The coding region runs from base 399 to 2246 and encodes 615 amino acids. Lineage: Eukaryota; Metazoa; Arthropoda; Insecta; Hemiptera; Aphididae. Gene Ontology annotation, cellular component: Golgi apparatus.